GGUCAUUCUAUCUAUUGCUUAUUUCAGUCAGAGCAGCAUCGCUGGACGUUUUAUUAUAGUCCGUGGAUAUCCCACCGAUACACCACACCUCUUCUAAAAAGGGAGUCUGACAGCUGCAGUCAUGGUGAGGCUAGACCUGGGAAGUGUAGUCCUCCGAAGGAUGAGGCUAGACGACAUAGAGGCGGUCAAAGGUUUGAUAAAGGAGGGCUGCGAGGGCACAGAGAACCGGCUGAUCCUGCAUCUCCUCACUCGCCCUCUGGCGCUCUUCAUGUUGGCCGUCCUCUCGUCCAUCCUGCGCUGCGUUCUGCACUCCUUCAUCCUGGCCUUGGUCAUUCCCGUGUUCAUCGUCAUCAUCUACCUCAAGCUCACGCUGCCCCGCUCCACUGGGAUCCUGGGAGCACGCCGGCCGUACUGGGACUACGUGGGCAGCACCUACCUGGCGGAGAGAGACUCCGAACUCGAGAACCCCUACUCACGGAUGGCCAGGCCCGUAGGGGUCCGAGGCAAAGCCCAGGAGAAGGCUAAGCGGAAGAAGAAGAAGGAGGAAAAAGGAAAAGAGGCCGAGAACCACGACAUGGAAGAUCUGCAGGACAGAGCGCGAGUGGCAGGGGAGGUGUGGGUGGUGGACUGCGACGGGGAAGUCAUCGGCUGCGUGUCCAGGGAGCCGGUGAACCGCUCGGGGGCGACCCGCAUCUGCAGGCUAGUGGUGCAGAGCUGGUACCGGAGGGAAGGCCUGGGCAGCCUGCUGGUGCAGUGUCUCACGAACCGGGAGAAGGAGCGGGGCUCCCGGAGGGUCUACGCCCACGUGCCCUUCCCCUCCCGCGUGGGGGAGCUCUUCUUCAGGAAGCUGGGAUACCGGCUACAGGGCGAGGUGGCUGACGGGGAGGAAGUGCUGAAUAAGGACUUCGAAGAGCCUCAGAAGGGCUGGCUGGGAUUCCCUGUCACUAAAGUAUUUGUGAAAGACCUAUGAGGAGGGUUGGCCGAGGGGGGGGGGGAGCCUGGCUGAAGUUGGUCUUGUAAAGCGGCGGCUAGCUUGCCCGUAGUGCUGUUUUUACACUGAAGUCUUAUGGAGAACAGCCCCUAAAGGCCAGUGCUGAGGCUCUCCCACCUCAUGGGAAAAACAGCAUAAGAAGAGAGAGACAAAUAAGAGGGGAUGAGAGAAAGCAAUUAGAAGGAGGAAGGAAGGAGCCAAGCGCAGACAAGAUAAUCAACCCCAAAGGCUGCAUUUGGAGGCCCACACACACACACAUUUGAGCUUGGUACUUUGACCAUAUGUCUACUAAUGGGCACCAUGGACACUUAUUCCAGUGGUGUGCAUGUGUGGUUCUCCAGCCUUUUGCAAUGCAAGAAGUCCCAUUGGCUGAAGGCAGCAAGCUUGAUUAUUCUCACGUUGACAGUUAAACACUCUCAAUGGGCUGGGAUUAUAAUUUUUUAAUGUAUUUAUUUGAUUAUUUAUCAUUUUCUAUGGCUGUUGUUAUUAAAGUGUGGUGUGUAGUUAUUGUUUGCCUAUAUAAUUGAACUUCAUGUGUUACACUGGAAAAUACAUUAUGUUACAUUUGUUGUUUUUUUGCUAAAUAAAUAUGUUGAAAAAGUCUAAUUUUUGAAAAUUUGAAAUGUAAAUGAAUGGUCAUAUUAAUGAAGAAUAUUAUAGUGUGUUUGUACAUCCUGUGGGGUUUAAACGGGUGUGUUAAAAUAGCUGUGGUUUCUGUGAGUCGACAGAACUUUCUCCCUCUCUCACUCUUCAAAACUUCUGCCACAGUGCACCUGAGUGCAUUUCCUGCUAUGAGUCUGCAAAACAUGAAUGACUUCACCUGUUUCAUUUGCAAAGACACUGCCAUAUACAGUAUGAUCAUGAUGUGUGUAUCACUGUGGAAUUAUGUUUAUGCAUUUGUGCUGGCUGUGAUAUGCAGUACAAACACACGGCAUGCUGCACUAAAGCAGCUCUGCAGGUUACAUGUGGGUGUAGACUGGGUUGUAGCUAAAGACAUAAUCUCUCAAGCUAUGCAUGUGUGGUUAUGUGAGCUACAGCUAGUCGCUCUGACUACUGCGCUGUGGCUGA
This is a messenger RNA of Alosa sapidissima (American shad), 2059 nucleotides long. It is a transcript of the gene nat14, whose product is annotated as N-acetyltransferase 14 (GCN5-related, putative). The record is from RefSeq and is a predicted model, not a curated record. The coding region runs from base 122 to 970 and encodes 282 amino acids. Gene Ontology annotation, molecular function: N-acetyltransferase activity. The transcript is spliced from 3 exons. Lineage: Eukaryota; Metazoa; Chordata; Actinopteri; Clupeiformes; Clupeidae.